UCAGCUGCCGGAAUCUCUCUCUCUCUUAACUCUCUCUCUCUCUCUCUCUCUCUCUCUCUCUGUGUAAAACCCUCGCAAAACCCUAACUUUGGCUACAAGUCUCCUCCAAAUACUCCCACAAAUCAAUCAAAUUGAGCCACUAAUCAGCUCGAUUAUGUCGAAGCAACUUAGCCUGGGGAAGAUCAGCGUCUCGAACCCGAAAGUCUGGGUCGUGAUCGGCGUCACCGUCGCCGGAAUCGUCAUUCUCGCCGAGACGCGGCGGCGGAGACUCAGAGCGAGGAAGGUAGAGAGAGAAGACUUGGGUGCUUUCAUCGAACGCUUCGAGCUUCUCCCCUUCCCCCAGCCGCUGCCGCCCGCUGCUCGACACCUUCUCUCUGGUCUCACAUUCGCCGUCAAGGACAUUUUUGACGUGAAAGACUGUGUGACUGGGUUUGGUAAUCCAGACUGGAAGAGGACGCAUGAGGCAGCUGGAAAGACAGCGGUGGUGGUGACGGCUUUGUUAAAGAAUGGGGCUACUUGUGUGGGAAAGACCGUCAUGGAUGAAUUUGCUUUCGGGAUAACUGGAGAAAAUGUGCAUUAUGGAACCCCAACAAACCCACGAAUGCCAUCCCAUAUUCCUGGGGGAUCAUCUAGUGGUUCAGCUGUGGCUGUUGCAGCUGGAUUUGUCGAUUUUGCUCUUGGUACUGAUACAAUUGGAUGUGUGAGAACACCAGCAUCAUUUUGUGGUAUACUUGGAUGCCGACCAUCCCAUGGGGUUGUAGCUACAAUUGGGGUUCUACCAAAUUCGCAAAGUUUGGACACAAUUGGAUGGUUUGCACGUGAUCCAUCAAUUUUACAUCGUGUUGGGCACAUUCUACUUCAACUGAACCAGGUGGAACCUAGAAGGACAAGAUGCUUUAUCAUAGCUGAUGAUCUCUUCCAGCUUUCCAAGGUUCCAAAGCAGAAGAGUAUACAAGUUAUAACCAGAGUAACUGAAAAUUUAUCCGGGUACCAACCACCCAGACAUGUGAAUUUUGGUCAGUAUGUUGCUGCAAACGUGCCCAGCUUAAGAGGUUUCCGUGAAGAGUCAAUGACCUUGCAAGAUGGAAUAUCUACUCUGAAAGCUCUAUCAUCUGUUAUGUUUUUACUGCAGAGAUACGAAUUUAAAACAAAUCAUGGAGAAUGGGUUAAAGCAGUCAAACCCAGAUUAGCAUCUGAUGUCGCUGAUCACGUGAAUGCAGCAGUUGAUGCUACACAUGAGAACGUUAAAACUUUGUACAAAGUCAGAACUGAAAUGCGAGCAGCCCUACGGAGUCUCUUGAAGGAUGAUGGAAUAUUAGUAGUCCCCACAGUUGCUGAUCCUCCAAUGAAACUUAAUUCAAAGAAAGGUCUCUCUGCUGAGUUCCAUGACAGAGCAUUUGCCCUACUGAGCAUAGCAAGUAUGUCUGGUUGUUGUCAGGUCACCAUUCCAUUUGGCAAGCAUGAUGGCUGUCCAAUCUCUGUCUCUUUCUUAGCAUUCCAUGGAGCUGAUAAAUUUCUUCUUGAUACUGUUUUGGAUACUUACUCGUCUCUUCAGGAGCAAGUUAGCCUUGUGUCCCAUUCAUCACCAGUGCCAGAUACAAAUGGCCACAUGGAUGCCUCUGAACUGUUGAAAGAAAAGGGAAAUGCUGCAUUUAAGGGAAGACAGUGGAAUAAGGCUGUAAGUUACUACAGUGAAGCUAUAAAGUUGAGUGAGAUAAAUGCAACUUAUUAUUGCAACCGAGCUGCUGCUUACUUGGAACUAGGAUGCUUUAGAGAAGCUGAGGAGGACUGCAGCAAGGCAAUUUCACUUGAUAAGAAGAAUGUGAAGGCUUAUUUAAGGCGAGGAACAGCUAGAGAAUCACUUGUCUUGUAUAAAGAUGCUCUUCAAGAUUUCAAGCAUGCUCUUGUCCUAGAGCCACAAAAUAAGGUUGCCAAUCAAGCUGAAAAGAGGCUAAGGAAAAUGAUAAGUUAACGGCUCCUAACACCCACACACAGACAAUUUAAAUUGUUCAAUGCGGCAUUGGAAGGAAAAUGGUGAGGUACCCCUGUUUCGUUGCACCUGAGGUUCAACACAGCAUUGGAAGGAAAACUUUUGCGAGAUACCCUUGCUCAAUUAUACAUGAGGGAAACAAAGGAAAAGAAAACAAGUGAUCCGUAAGCCCUGUUUGUUGGCUUACUACAUUUUUUUUUUCAAAGUUAUAUUUAUUCCUCCUUUUCCCCAAUUGGUGAAUAUUCUCUUGUGCAAGGGAUUUUUGUGGUACUACUGUGGCCUUGUGGAACAUUGAUGAGUUGCCUGUAAUUUUUUCACAUGCUGUUAUCUUUCUGAAGCAAUGGAUCAUGAUGAAUUUGUUUUUGGAAGAAAUGUAAAUAUUGGAACCA
Messenger RNA from Rhododendron vialii, 2379 nucleotides. RefSeq names its product outer envelope protein 64, mitochondrial. Gene Ontology annotation, molecular function: protein binding. The transcript has 13 exons. The record is from RefSeq and is a predicted model, not a curated record. The coding region runs from base 155 to 1972 and encodes 605 amino acids. Lineage: Eukaryota; Viridiplantae; Streptophyta; Magnoliopsida; Ericales; Ericaceae.